This is a messenger RNA of Liolophura sinensis, 1033 nucleotides long. RefSeq lists its product as uncharacterized. The record is from RefSeq and is a predicted model, not a curated record. NCBI's taxonomy places the organism in Eukaryota, Metazoa, Mollusca, Polyplacophora, Chitonida, Chitonidae.
AUGUUGCCGUUAAGACGAACACCCAGUUUCUCUGCACGGUCCACGAGUACACCAGUAUCGCUGAAAAGUCACAAUGGCAGUAAUGCCAAGAUUGCCCAUCAGCUUCCCGAAAUGCUGGAGUUUGAAUGGCCGGACUUGCCGCCAAUAGACCUUAUCAAAGAUGCUCUUACCAGAAACACAGUAAGUCGGGGGAUAAUGUACCUUCUUCCGGCAGAUAAGAGCAAAGCUUCUGUGGAAAAUAAAUACCGGACAGACCUUCGGGCCUUGUUUCAGGAGCCUUAUGUAGAUGUCACACGGAAUUUUCAAGAAUCAGAAUUGGUGAGAAGCUCGAAAGUACACUUCAGAAACGUUGUAGCCUCUCAGAGGCCAGCAAAAUGGGGAUGUGGCCCCGUAGAUAUUAAUGCUGAUUCAGAGAAAUGUCGACAACUUUAUCUUCACUCAGCUCCUUCAGGGGAAAGGUUGAAAUCUCCAGAAUUAUUAAAACAGAACAAAAGAAGAUCCAACCUUAUUUUACCGAUAAAGACCCCAAUUCCACCAGAAGCCGUCAGAAUGAGGAAAGAAGCAGAGAAAAUACUACAGUCGGUCAGGGAUGAGGAAGCUGACUACGCAGUUAGCGACGUAAUGAAAAAAGCAGACGACACAUCAAAACACAAAUCCUCCCGCGAGAAUCAACGAGACGUCGAUCGUAAACGUGUUGAAGAAAUCAUUAGGCUAAAAGUGGCACAAAACCAAUCCUUAGAGAAACACGAAGAGGACAUAAAAGUGUUUACAUCUUACUCGGAAAUCAAAGGCACAAAAGCGCCUAAAUCUGUGAUACCAGCCACAGUGCGUUCAGACUUUCUCACCUUUGGGCAGAACCAAGAAAUUUGGAACUGGUUGCAUCAUGGCGAACAGUUGUCAGAUUUCGAGUAUUUUCUAUCAGUGUGUGGUUAAAGAUCUGAACUGUUUUGCAGAAUGUACUCAUGGCUUGGUUUCAAGAAUACUACCGAAUGUUUGAAGGAUCUUUAUCAGUGACGUUACCUGUAGGACUACA